Molecule: messenger RNA, 945 nt
Organism: Boleophthalmus pectinirostris (great blue-spotted mudskipper)
Lineage: Eukaryota; Metazoa; Chordata; Actinopteri; Gobiiformes; Gobiidae
Product: olfactory receptor 2K2-like
Exons: 1
Coding region: 4-945 (313 amino acids)
Biological process (GO): G protein-coupled receptor signaling pathway
Cellular component (GO): membrane
Molecular function (GO): G protein-coupled receptor activity; olfactory receptor activity
Source: RefSeq, a predicted model, not a curated record
GAUAUGAUGGAUAAUAUCUCUGCCAUGACUGUGUUCACGCUGUCUGGUUUAAAUGGCACUGAAAAGUACAGGGGUUAUCUAUUUUUUGUAACCCUCCUAUUUUAUUGUUUGAUCUGGUUGGUGAAUCUGACAAUCAUUUUUACUAUUCUUGUGGACAAAAACCUCCGUGAGCCAAUGUAUGUAUUUCUAUGUAAUUUGUGCAUUAAUGGACUAUACGGAACAUCAGGUUUUUACCCCAAGUUCCUCAGUGACCUCCUCUCCUCCGCUCAUGUUAUUUCAUAUGCUGGUUGUCUUUUGCAGGGGUUUGUGCUCCAUGUUGCUGCAUCUGCUGAUUUUACAAUGUUAAUGAUUAUGGCACUUGAUAGAUAUGCUGCAAUAUGUCAUCCUUUAAUCUAUCACAGUGUAAUGACAAAACAAAGAAUUUCACUGUUAAUAUUUUACACCUGGAUUAUUCCACAUUUGUUACUGGUACUAAGCACAGUAUCAACAUCAACUCUAACCUUAUGUGGAUCACAUAUUCCCAAGAUCUACUGCAUAAAUUACUUGGUUGGUAGACUUGCUUGCACACCUUCUCUGUCAAAUCUGAUAAUCCCAGCUAUCAAUUAUAGUUUUUAUGGAGGACAUUUCAUUGUUGUAAUUUGGUCUUACUUUUAUUUGAUCAAAACCUGUAUAACAUCUAAAGAGGGUAGAAAGAAAUUUAUGAAAACAUGCCUGCCACAUCUUUUCUGUCUAAUUACAGUCACUGGGUCCUUGCUUUUUGAUUUGAUCUUUGUUAGGUUUGGGUCAAAAGAUGUUUCACAGAAUCUGCAGAAUUUUAUGGCUAUUGAAUUUCUCAUUGUCCCUCCUAUUGUCAACCCACUUAUAUAUGGUUUUAAACUCACUAAAAUAAGGAAUACAAUAUCACAGUUCCUUUGUAGAAGAGACCUGAAAAGUAUAAAAUCAUGA